This is a messenger RNA of Orussus abietinus, 3507 nucleotides long. RefSeq names its product protein SMG5 (gene Smg5). The transcript has 8 exons. Bases 216 to 3278 code for a protein of 1020 amino acids. NCBI's taxonomy places the organism in Eukaryota, Metazoa, Arthropoda, Insecta, Hymenoptera, Orussidae. Gene Ontology annotation, cellular component: telomerase holoenzyme complex. Gene Ontology annotation, molecular function: telomerase RNA binding; protein binding; telomeric repeat DNA binding. The record is from RefSeq and is a predicted model, not a curated record. Gene Ontology annotation, biological process: nuclear-transcribed mRNA catabolic process, nonsense-mediated decay.
UGAGGGAGGGGAGAACGCGUGCGACGUGCACGCGGGAGUCGACGAGUUCGCUCACAAUUAAUCAUCCGAGGACUUUUCGGAGGAAUUUCGAGAGCGAACCGGACGGAUGUCGAGUUUCCACGAGGUAGGCAGGAGGCGCGCGCGUCAAAGGACCGCGGGGAAAUGAGUGGUGCUGAGUCGAGCGAGUGGCCGCGCAGAAAUAUGAUUCCAGCAAAAUGAGGAGGACGUACAACGCUGCCGCGGACUCCAGGACGACGGAAUGCCUCGAGCUCGCGAGGAGGCUGUACAGGGCAGUAACCGAUCUUGCCAAACGGCUCGACGAACAAAAGAGUCAGGCGUUAACCGUGGUGGAUGUGUUUACACCUUCAGGAGAAGUUCUUCGGACGAAGCUUAGAGAUUAUUGUGAAAGAUUGAUCUUUAAGGACCCUCUCGGUCAUGCCCGGAAAACAGAGGAAGUAUUGUGGAGGAGAGGCUUUUAUGAUGUCGUGUCCGCGGCAAAGAAACUGCGAAAGGGCAAUGUUUGGAGCGAGGCAGAUAAAGCUUUAUUAUCGGCUCAUCUGGCAGUGGGUGUAGGAUUUUACCAUCACUUGAUUCUAAGACUGCAAUUAGAAUGCAAUCUCGAACUGGUCGGUGCUAUUGAUUUUGCGUAUCCUCAAAAUGAAAGUGGUUUGUCUAGUCUUAGGAGCAAAAUCGCUUCUUGCAAAUUACAUACUGAAGAAGUUAGACAGUGUGCCGUGCGUCUCAUUCAUCGGAGUUUAAUAUGCCUUGGGGACUUGGCGCGGUACAGGCUCGACUUAGAUCCCAAUUGGAAUCCAAUGAUUGCAACAAGGUAUUACAAAAUGGCUAUAGCUAUCGAUUCGAACGUUGGAAUGCCCUAUAAUCAAUUGGGUACUGUGGCCGGCAACAAGAACUUUGGCCUUGACGCUGUUUAUCAUUAUACAAGAUGUAUUUUAUGUUCGGAGUCAUUUGAAGGAGCCGAAGGAAAUUUAAGACGAGCUAUCGUAACGCAUUCGUUCAAUGGAAACGAGAAGACUCUGCAACAUCGAUGCGUUGCAAGACUGCUGUCACUGUUGGAACAAUGGGACACCGAUCCUCCAAAUUUCAAUCGAAUCAAUCAAGAGUCGAAGGAUCUGUUGGAGGACAUCGAAGAGUGUUUGAAUGCGGAAAAAUUGAGCGCCUGUGAUGAAAAACUCAGUAGCGAUGAAAACAGCAUCGAAGCAUAUCUGCAGAAUUGCAGAGACGAAGUGCCCCUUUGGUUGCACGAUGACAUGGUAUUUAAAAUCGUUGCGACAUGUCUAAUGACCAUAUCGAAGCUCCAGAACAAAGAGUCGUCAGAGGUUCAAGGAAUUGUCGCCUUUAUUUUGGCUUUGUUGUCGCAGCUGGUGCAAUGUGUAAUAUCCAGACUGCAGGAAUCGGUUAUAAGCAUGGCUAUGUCUAAUGGGAAGGGGUUAAUAGAUAGUAAUUCUUGCGACAUGGAGAUUCUCAAUGUAGAGGCGAGCAAACAUAUUAAUGAUGAGACAAAUUCAAAGGAGAGCACCAGUGACGUGGACUUGAAUGACAAUAAAUAUGAAAUCAAUAAGAAUGAAUGCGUGAAAGAUGAGAAAUCAUCGUCAAAUGGGGUGAAGAGGUUUCGAGACAAAUCGAAAAGUAUGUUGACUAAAUUGCGUCGUCCUCGAAAACGUAGAAAUAGUUCAGAUUCCGAUGCCAGUGACGUUGAUGGCCCGACGUUGGGAUCUUCCAGUGAUGAAAUUAAUUCCGAUAUCUCCGAAACAGAGGAGGAUGCCCUCAGUGAAGAAAAUGCAUUGUCCGAUGCAUUGUCUGAAGACUUGACAGAGGAUGAAGGUGUUCCGACAAGUAACAAACCUCUUAAUCUGGAUGUUGUUGCUAAUAACUGCACAGAUAACAGCCCAGAUAUAGACUCCAAUGCAGAGCAAUUGAAUCCUGGGACAGAGAUCUCAAUGACGAAUGGUAUGCAUGAAGAGAAUGAUAAUCAAAGUGAGGAAAAACUGGAUGAUAAAGAUUCUACGACAAAUUCUGGCAAUGCUGCAGGGCUCACUACAAAUAUAGAUUCUUGCAGCACGUAUGAAGACAGUAGUAGCUCUUCGAACACCAUAGCAUACAUCGCUCUGUUAAAAAAAGAGAGAUUAGAUCCAACCGAGAUUUUAAAUUACCUUGUGGAAGAAGGUAUACUCGUGUCUAUUAAAAUUUGUUAUGAUUGGCUCAAAGGUCAUCCAGAUAUUAUAAGAACGUGUGCGAAGAGCAUGAGGACGCUGAUGAGUCGGGUGGUCACGCUUCUAAAUCUUGUUAACCUAGACACCGAUGUGCUUUUAAAUAAUUGGAACGAAGAUUCUGUAUUUUUGUCAAGCAAUACUAAGCUCCAAGAGUCCGCUGACGUAGUUCCUUUACCAGAGGAUGUAGAUUUAAGAGGGUUAGCUAUUCUUGAACAUGCUCAUAAAAGGUUAGACUGGAAGGUAUUGUACAAAUGCAAGAUGAAUAAGAAGGAGGAGACACUGCUUCGGACCUUGAAGAUGGUACAGUUUGGACAGUACCUCUGCUCCAUAGAAGAAGUUGGAAUACAAUAUGACGAGGUUAGGAAAGUGUUUGUGAUGUUGGAUGCAAAGAGCUCGGAUGCAUCGAAGGACGACACUAAUGGAUUUGGGAAGAACGGAGAGGGAGAACAUUCCAGAGGAAAGCUCAUGCGGCAUAUGGGAAGACUUUGGUUAAAAGCUGAGGUUCGAGCUUUGGAGAGCAGACUGAGGUCACGAUUUAUGUCACCCUAUUUGGUUCCUGACCACGAAACCCUGGCAAAGCACAUACCAGCUAUCAAGCGUCUGAUCUAUGCGAAGAAGUUUAUCAUCGUCAUUCCAUCUAUCGUGGUGUCCGCUUUGGAUGAGAUGAAACGAACAAGUGCUCACGCCAGAGAAGCCUUGAGAUGGCUGGAAGCUCAACUGAGAAGAGGUUCUCGAUUCCUAAGAGCUCAGAGACCUCACGAAAGGUUACCACUUCCAUUAAUCAAGGGACCUAAGCCAAAAGACAAGGAGGCUUGGUUAUUCUUCCAAAUUAUCGAAUGCUGCCACUAUCUCACCCAGCAAACCAAAGUUGGCUUGAACACCGACUCCGAAUCACCAGUUGUCACUCUGCUAACCUGUUUCACUGCGGAGGAGAAGAAGUUGUUUUCAUUCAGUCCGGAAGGAUUGGCAAAAAGUGCAGGUGUGAAUAUUGAGCACAUCGAGUCCUUCCAAACCAAGUGGAAAGCAUCCAGCAAGAGCCACGGAUGAACUGGCCAGUUCAUCGGAGAGGAGCAUCAGCCACUUUCUCGAGUCAAGGUGACGAUCACUGAUGUACGCCCUUGAAGAUGAGCCCAGCAGACUCCAGGUUGCUCGGUCGAGUCCCAGGGGUUGGAAACCCCCUAAAGAAAACCAACUGUCGCCCUGAAGUGCAUGGGAAGAGAGUUCCCACCUAAGCGAGGUCACAUUUUGAUUAAUAAACUGGUUUCUUUCCAAACGA